Pleurotus ostreatus (oyster mushroom) is the source of this 1197-nucleotide messenger RNA. RefSeq lists its product as uncharacterized. Lineage: Eukaryota; Fungi; Basidiomycota; Agaricomycetes; Agaricales; Pleurotaceae. The transcript is spliced from 2 exons. The coding region runs from base 1 to 1197 and encodes 398 amino acids. The record is from RefSeq and is a predicted model, not a curated record.
AUGUUCAGUGCCCUCCUCCAGCGCAGGUCGCCAUCGCCUCGUAGAAGUGGAUUUGUCCCGGCUCUGGCAUCCCCCCUCGAGAUUGCACCAAGGGAAGGCCCAUCAACGACUUCUGUUCGACCUCCAUUUCCUCCUCGGCGACCCCUUCGGCACCAGCGGCGCCAGGCAAUGGCAAUACAGAUCCCACCUCCCGUCAUGACUUCCCCACCAACAUCACCGUUGUACAAUCAUGGCCCACUGAGUCCCCUUCCCAAAACCCCCAUCAACACGUAUUCAUUACCAUCGUCGCCGCCAGGAGCGCCCCUACGAUGCCGAAUAGACUAUCCUUCACGCCUGACCGACGACGGGGAGUCGUCCUCGACUUGCGUACCUGAUAAGAUCGACCUCCUGCUCUCCGAGUCCACUGUUGGGGGCGGUUCGGAUGCGGGAGGGUCGACCACGAGUUCGAUCGGGUCACUGCUUGAUGCAGCGUUCAGACGCUCAACCGACCGGAUGCACGCCGAAUUCUUGAACUUGCGCACCCUGUGCACGAAGAUCUUGUUGACCGGCAAGCAAGUUCCACGCGAACAGAUGGACGGUAUCAACCUAGACCUGCUGGUACCAGGAGGGAUGUUUGACGAUCUUGACGACGACGACGACGAACCGCCUCAUGACGCGCCCAUGGAUUUCGAAGACUGUAAUUCCGCUUCGCCGGCUACCACCUAUUAUUCUCUGUCACCCUCUUCCUCCCCCAUACGUUAUGAUAUAGACCUCCCUGUAGAACCUGCAGCAGCUUCGCGCCCUUCUCCCCUGCCCUUGUCAUCACAUCCCCGCCCUGGAUCUUCCUCUUCUCCACCCGUACUACUCUUAAACCUUCCCGACCCCUUCCCGAACGGCAACACUUUCGAGCCGCUUCGAACCAAAAAGCGCAAACAGACUGAUUCCUCCGUUCCGCGAGAAUCUACCAUCGCUAAGCGCCAACGACUCAGAACAACAAGAACAUUUCUGUCAGCUGAGGACGCUGAGGAUGCUGCGGAGGAGGCCGAGGUCGAGGCCGAGCUUCUGGAGCUUCAGCCACCGGAAGAUGCAGAUUUCGACGUCACGUACAAUCGGACUCGAGGACGCUUGCACAGAGCUCCGGUCGAGUGGUUGCUUCACCAGAGUCGUUUAGUCCAUCCUCCUCCGAUCCGAGUGGUUGAUAGUGUUUUCUUGGAUUGA